Messenger RNA from Linum trigynum, 3913 nucleotides. NCBI's taxonomy places the organism in Eukaryota, Viridiplantae, Streptophyta, Magnoliopsida, Malpighiales, Linaceae. The record is from the annotation of a GenBank genome assembly.
CAACCAUUCAUUUUUAGUUUGAGUAGAUCAAUCAAAUUGGUGAACUCGUUAAUGAGCCGAAUUUGAACUCAAUUCAUUUUCUAGUGAGUUAACUUUAUUCUCGUUAAACUUAAUUAGGCCAAAACUUAACUUAUCUCUACUCUUUAACUUUAUUCUCCAGCCCACUAUUUGGCCCAUUUAGAUUGUUGCGGCCCAUAGAAGAGCACUGGAUCAAUAGAUCCCCAUUCACUUGUUUGGGCUUCUGAUCAGGAAUAGUUUAUGUACCAGUUUGGGUUUCAGCCACUUGAAGUUUAUGCCCAGCAGGUGUAAAGGUUCAGAAAAAUCAAAGAGUGUUUGUUCUCUAGAAGGAGAAUUCUGUAAAUUGAUCUAAAUCGGAAAAUCCCCAAUUCGAAGCUUUCCAGUUUCCACGGUUCCUCUCCGCACCGCCUCGUCCUCUUUGACCUAGUCCUCCUGCUUCUCGGUCUUGAUCUUCCUUUCCAUCGAUUUCUGACCGGCUUCCCUUCAAGGCGUUCCGUUCCGUCUGAAGAACAACUACCCCACGGUUACGAAUUUACAGGGUUCCGGCACUCGCCGAUCGACGACCAUGGAAAACCACAGAGUCGCGGAUUGGACGGCGUUCCAGAUCUUUGCGAGGCUUCUCGAUGGGAAGACAGCUACCCUGCGAUUCGCAGCGCCGCAAGCCUACACUCACGAAAUCAAGCGCCGAAUCUUCGAGAUCACCAGAAUCCCUGUUGGAUACCAGAGGCUUGUCAGCGGCGGCCGCCAGCUCGAUGACGAUUCCGUCGUCUCGACGCCGGAGUGCAGCGUUCACCUCUUGAUCGGCCUCCGUGGCGGGAAGGGAGGCUUCGGCUCGCUUCUUCGUGGCGCCGCCACCAAGGCCGGGCAGAAGAAGACGAACAAUUUCGACGCCUGCCGGGACAUGAGCGGUAGAAGGCUGCGGCAUGUGAAUGCUGAAAAGAGGUUGGAGGAGUGGAAAGCGGGAGAGGCGGAGAGGAGGCUGGAGAAAGUUGCAGACGACUUUCUCAAGAAGAAUGCGAAGAAGAAUGCGAAGAAGGGGAACGGGGAUGGAGAAGCCGCGAAGUACGUGGCUAAAUACAGAGAGGAUUCUGAUAAGUGUGUGGCAGAGGUUGAGGAUGCCGUGAGAGAGGCUUUUAGUAAUGGGAGUGGGAAACGAAAGGGGAAGUUCCCCAUUAAGGACGCCAAGAAGUUGAAGAAUUGGUUGGGGAAGAAGAUGUUGGGUGUAAGUGAUUCUGAAGACUCAGAUGAUGACAGUGAGGGUGAGGGAACUGAGAAAUCUGUUAUACUGAAUGGCGGGAGUAAUUCAGAUCCUAAUUCAGACUCGGUUUCUGAUUGGAAGCAAAACGUAGAAUGUUCUACUUCUGCUUCUGGUGAGAGUGGUAGGGAGGAAGAGAAAGAGGUUGCCGAGGGGCACAACAGUAAGUCAAGUUCUCAAAGAGAUGCUAUCAAUGACAUGGAGAUGGUAGCUGAACCUGACACUUGCUCCGAGGUAGCAGCACAUAGUCCCACUGUCACUGGCUUGGAGGUUGCUAAAGCUUCUGGACCUGAUGAAAUGACAAUGGAACGUCGAGAGAUCCCCUGUUCCGAGAAUGUGGAAGUUACAGCAGACAACCUAGUUAUUGGUGUGACAAAUGGUCCUGGAGACUUAAAAGCAGAUAAGGAGGAAGAAAUUGUAGUUGCAGAGACGAGUAAUGCUGAUUUGGAGAAGCAGCUAAAUCUUGAAGAUUUCACUUCACCUACUGAUUUGGAGGUUCUGGGAUUGGAGAAGCUGAAGACGGAACUGCAAGCCCGUGGUCUGAAAUGCGGAGGCACUCUCCAAGAGCGAGCGGCGAGGCUUUUCCUCCUCAAGUCGACCCCUCUAGAUAAACUACCUAAGAAGCUGCUCGCCAAGAAAUGAACCCUCUUGAUUUUACUGCCUCCAUGAACAAAGGAAAGGUACCAUCCUUCCUUCAAAAUGUAUUGUAAAGUGACGUUUUUUUGUUGUUGGAAGUUUUAAUGUCCUCUUGAUCAGAAGGGUGAGAUAAACAAUAUGUGUACUCUGAUGGUAUUCUCUUAUAAUGACUUAGCCAGACCAGAUGUGGAUUGGAUCACUUACUAUUGUCGAGUCUUUCUGUCAUAGAAAUGACGAUUGUGCACAAGCAAUUACGAACUGGUUGGCACUUUGGACCAAAGGGUGGGAAUCUAGUAUUGGUUCUUUGGUUAGACUGAAAUAAAAUCAAUCGGGAAAAAAAAAGAAGCGACUUUAGAUGAUUGAUCCUUCCAAGAAGAUAAUAUGUACACAUGAAACACUAGCAUUCAAGAUGAUGAAUUUCAAGAAGGAUGUAUUGAAUCGCAACAUGCGAGAUGUUGAAUUCCAAUAAUAAUGUAUGGACUUCUCGAAAGAACGUUUUCACAAAAUGGUUAAUGAUGCUUAUUGACCGACUGUGUUUGCAUUAUAGUUACCACUUCGAUAUGGAUCAAAUCAUUUGUAUUGUUACUAUAACCAAUUCUAAAAAAGAAGAAGUGAGUCGAGGAUGGUCAUUCAAUCCUAAAUAGGUAGCUCCAGUAACAAGUAAACAUGGCACAAUCUGUAGUAAGUGGAAUAUAAAAAUGCGAGCAUGACUUAAUGGAUCUUAAAUGAGUGAGAAGAGAGCCGAAUCUCAUAACCCUUUUAGUAGUUUUCCAAGUACCAGUUUCAAUUUUUAUUUUCAAGUUUUGUUUCCCAAACACAAUAAUUUGUUUUCUUUAGUUUUUGUCUUUAAUUGUCACUCACAAAAAAGAAAUGGUUUCUAAACAAAUUCAGCUUUUAGCUUGCAUUUCAGACAUUUUUUUUAUGAUUUCAUAAAUGAAUAUAAUGAAAAACUUGAAAAAUUAAAAUUUCAAAGGAUGCAAUUUACAUUUCAUGAACCGAACUGGACAGGCACUGGUCCAACCAGAAGUCCGGACUGAAUUCCAGUCGGUUACUACUUACUAUUUAGUUAAGCGGAGAGCGCCCCGUGUAAGAAAAGGGUAAAUCAUUGUUGUCGUUCAAGUUCCGAGUCGCUAAUUCUCGAAGUUUAGAGAGAUUAGCAGUCUCUCAUCACCUGCUUCCUCCUCGCGUGUUCCCCUCUGGCUGCGCUUCCUGCACGAAGCUCCACUGCAAGCCGUACGGCCGCUUCUGCUUCCGUUGGAGCUCUCGGUCGUUUCCUUCUUAAAGCGAAACUGCAAAAGCUGACUUGAACCCUUUGUCUGAGAAGCCAGAAGACACAGCGAAAGGUACAUCAAAUCUCUGCGAGCCAAGAGGUUUAUGUAGUUUCCAAUUCUCUUGUUAUCCUGUUGCUGCGUGUUUGUCUUGUUAGUAGAGACGGACUCUAGGUUUCGCUUUCCUUCCCCUGGGUUCUAAACAAUUAACUGGCGUUCACUGUUUAGAGUCUAGGGUUUAGUUCUCGAUCGUGUAAAAUACGUGUCUUGAAUUUGGAGAUGCGGUUAUUCAGAGCUUUUCGGUAGGGUUUCUGCCGAGUGUAGGUGUGGGGUGUCUGUUUGAAUGGCUCAUAGUUGCCUUGCAGAGGGGAAUGGAGAUAGAUGUUAAAGAUUUUUACACUCUUGGAAGACAAAAGAUUAGUUACAGAAUCACACAGCUGGCAUUAGGUGAGAGUUGCUUAUUAAGUGAAAAGACGACAUCUUGAAUAUGAACGGUAGGUCAGAGAGUUGAGGCUUCGUGGUGGAAAGGUGCUAACAUAUCCCUUGGGUCGCAGUGGAAGUUUUUUCUGAAUAUGGAACCUUCAGCUUGCUGCCUUUUCCUUCAUAAUUCUUAAAUCAUGUGCUUGCCAUAAAUCGGGCUAUAUUUUGCAGGGAUGACGUCGAAUAUAAUACUCUUCGAGGACAUUUUUGUUGUUGGCGAGAUCAACCCAGAUGGUAAAAAAUUCGAUAAAGGUAU